Propithecus coquereli (Coquerel's sifaka) is the source of this 719-nucleotide messenger RNA. RefSeq names its product metaxin 2 (gene MTX2). NCBI's taxonomy places the organism in Eukaryota, Metazoa, Chordata, Mammalia, Primates, Indriidae. The transcript is spliced from 6 exons. The record is from RefSeq and is a predicted model, not a curated record. Bases 1 to 516 code for a protein of 171 amino acids. Gene Ontology annotation, cellular component: SAM complex. Gene Ontology annotation, biological process: mitochondrion organization.
AUGAGUAUCAAAGAUUUAAAAUUAGAAGAUUUUUUUACAUAUUUUUUUCCCUCAACAGGUAAAGUACCUUUUAUUCAUGUGGGAAAUCAAGUAGUAUCAGAACUUGGUCCAAUAGUCCAAUUCGUUAAAGCCAAGGGCCAUUCUCUUAGUGAUGGGCUGGAUGAAGUCCAAAAAGCAGAAAUGAAAGCUUACAUGGAAUUAGUCAACAAUAUGCUGUUGACUGCAGAGUUGUAUCUUCAGUGGUGUGAUGAAGCUACAGUAGGGGAGGUUUUAGAAGAUGUAGACCAGUGCUGUCAAGCUCUUUCUCAAAGACUGGGAACACAACCCUAUUUCUUCAAUAAACAGCCUACUGAACUUGAUGCACUGGUAUUUGGCCAUUUGUACACCAUUCUUACCACACAGUUGACCAAUGAUGAACUUUCUGAGAAGGUGAAAAACUAUAGCAACCUCCUUGCUUUCUGUAGAAGAAUUGAACAGCACUAUUUUGAAGAUCAUGGUAGAGGCAGGUUGUCUUAGAGUUAUGUAUUAAUACAGUUAUUUUAAAAAAAUCAAACUUUUGAAAUAUGUUACUUGAAUGUUAUAACAGAUACUGUAUCCAAAUUUUAAAACCAAAUCACUGCUUUUUGAAACCUCAAAACAAAUUAUAUAAUGUAUCCUGUGUAUGUACUUUAUAUUAUUAUUUGUGUUGACAUUAAAAUAAUUCUGAAUUAUUUCAUUUG